AUGAAUAAUAUUUUAGAAAAAAUACCCGAACAUAUACACAAAUUCGAAACAGAUGAAAAAUGGGAAAAGGGACCAGCUAUGCAAUUCACAGAUUUACACGAUGCAUCCAAAUCUUUAGACGAAGUACAACAAAUGAUUAACCAAGAACUUUUAAGAGAACAAAAUCAAAAACAUCAAUUUGUACACAGUAAUUUGCUAUAUGUAACAAUAUUACUGGCAUUAAUAUCUAUUAUACUAAUAAUAGCAAUUUACAUAAUGAUAAAAUGCAAGUAUAUCAGGACCACAGAAGUCAUGGAAUUUCCCGGCAGAAUAGUUAGAUAUAGGACACCCAAUAGAAAUGACUACGUACGAAAUUAUGAAGAGACACCCUUUACUCCACCACCUCCACCAAGAUAA
Messenger RNA from Macrosiphum euphorbiae (potato aphid), 396 nucleotides. The record is from the annotation of a GenBank genome assembly. Lineage: Eukaryota; Metazoa; Arthropoda; Insecta; Hemiptera; Aphididae.